AUGACUGCCCCUAUAUCUUCCACCGGCGAAUUAGCCAAAGCCAUCGCUUUUCAACCGGGGCCCGUAACUGCAGACGUGCGACGAGCUGCUCAGGGGCUGGAGGCCGCCAUUCUGCAGACACAGGCCUUGGUGUUACCUCAUGCUGCAGACAUUGAAAGGCAGGUUGGGCAAUCCGGGAACCUUUUGGAAAGAGCCACUGUUACUCAACGUGAUCUGGAUGAAGUGGAGAAUGAAUUUGAUGCCAAUCAGCCAAAGACAUCACAGGAGGGUAGUUAUCUUGCUGAGAUUACACUCAAAUCCCUCCGAUCUCUGAAGGUCAGCUACGACAGGUUGAAGGCUGUGGAGGAUGCUGUUUGGUCUGGUCAAAGUGUUGACACGACAAUACGACAAGACCUCAAGGGCAUUAGCGAAAUCGACUCUCAGCGUGAUCGCGGUCAGUUGCUGGACUCCCUAGUCAAAGAGCAACUGUCUACGGCGUGGUCGGCAGCGUUCGAGAUUGAACAACCGACGAGGGUGACAAUGACCUUGGGCAACCACUCUGCGCUUACCCAGUCGUCCACCAUCGCCGAGCUUUGCGAAGCAUUGCAAGGUUUGGGCAUUUUGGGCCAGUGCCUCGCGCAACUCCAGACUCGGAUAUUACGCGAGCUUGUCACGCCGCUAGUGAGCUCUCGUUCGCUGGUGUCUGAAGGCUAUGGCUCAGAGCUUCGAGAGCUUCGAUUCAAGCAGAAGGGUGACGCGAGUCUAAUCGAAGUUGUGUCUUCCAUUCGCGACCUUGUGAGAUUUGUGACACACGCACUGCCCUCUCCGCUCGAAGCUGUGAGCUCGUUUCUGUCGAUGUUCAGCGAAGCUCUCUACCAUCGGGUAUUACAAGAGGUCGUCAUUCCCUCCAUACCACGUGAGCUGAACAAACUUCCGCCAUGGCUCAGUGAUGUCAGGCAAUGUGCCUCCUGGGAGCGUGGAGAGUCUGAAGACUCCCACAAACAGGUCCUGCAAAGAUUUUUGGAUGACCAAGCGGGCACCCGGUGGCUGGAGAGCCACCGCGCGGAAGGCUUGCUCGAAACGCGCAGCCUGGUUUUUGAUGGAUGGAAGGACUGGGACUUCCGCCUGGAGGAAACAAAGCGCCCUACCUCUUCCCGCCCGGAGGAAAAUGCUAUCGAGAGGGACGACGGGUGGGGUUUCGAUGACGAACCCUCCAUUUUGCCUGCAAACGAGGACGGCUGGGACUUUGAUGACCUGGCACCGAUUCCAACAGAUUCGAUCCCAGCGCCGUCGGUCAAGCCGGCUCGGGAGGCGAAGCGCUUGGGAAAGAAGUUGUCUUCCAAACACGCUUCUGCCAGUCAAGAAGCGCUGCUCAAUUCCCGGGAGUUGCAACGAGCGCCCACGCCCAGUGCUCCACCCGUUCACCCCGAGGAGGCCGUUGCUGCACCCAAGUCCUCAGUUAGGGUGUCCGUGGCAACAAGUGCCGCACUGUCUUUGCUCGGCGCCCGACUUCGGGAGUUGCAGGAUAUUGAGAGUUUGAGGUAA
Messenger RNA from Trichosporon asahii var. asahii CBS 2479, 1524 nucleotides. RefSeq lists its product as uncharacterized. The transcript has 5 exons. Lineage: Eukaryota; Fungi; Basidiomycota; Tremellomycetes; Trichosporonales; Trichosporonaceae. The record is from RefSeq and is a predicted model, not a curated record. Bases 1 to 1524 code for a protein of 507 amino acids.